CAGACACCUUCCUUCCAAUCCAGUCCUCACCUGGAAGACAAGAAGCAAGGUUUAAUCGAGUACGUAACUAAGCGAGGUUAAGACUAAUCUCCUUACGUUUUAAGACUAUUGGAUUCUAUCUGGACAGUAAGACACCUUCCCUCACCUCAGCCCUCAUCUGGGAUACAUAAAGCAAAGAUUGACUACGUAACUGACCGAGCUUAAGACGAAUUCUCGAGAAGUUUCAAGAGAGUUGGAAUUUAUCUCAAGAAAAGAAAAUAGCGUGAAAUUUUAACUCGUUGGUUAUACUUUUCAUGAUGGGUUCAGUGACUGUCUGCCUCUUCGUGUUGAUGUGCGUGUUGGCGGCGAGCUGCGUGCCUCUUCCUGUCCCUGUCGCCGUGGAAAGAGAUGCGGCGAGUCAGGCACUGGUGUUGGUAAAGAGGGAGGCAAGAUUCAGAGGCGGAUCGGACAUUCCCUGCGGCUAUUCCCCCCCAAGUUUCAGAUGCGCGUAUCCUGAUGUGCCAGCUCUGUGCCCGCCCAGGCAUUACUCGCCCUGCCCAAUGGACUUCCCUUCCGUGCACAUUUAAGUCAACAUCUUAUCUACACACCACUGUUUAUUGCAUACCAGUCAGUGCUGUGUGAUGAUCUGCAGUAGUAGUAGUAGUAGUAGUAGUAGUAGUAGUAGUAGUGAUGUUGAUAGACAUGAGAGUGAUUAUAAUGUUAAGACCAAGGGAGAGUAGAAGUUGAAGUUGGUUUGUAACUUUGUAUAAGAUGGUUAAAACGGCAUUUAUCAUCUGCUGCUCCUGACAUUAGUAUUAUUCUGUGAUAUUCAGUAUCCUUACCUAAAUGUGUGUGUGUGUGUGUGUGUGUGUGUGUGUUUAAUCUGCAGUACGUGAUGAUGUUACCAAGAAUGAAGUUGUUUUGUAAGCUUUUAAACAUUUAAUAUGUUUAUCAAAGUAUAAUUGUAAAUUAUACGUUAUUUUGUUUUAUGCUAACAUCCAACCUCCAUUGAUGAAUAAAUUGAAAAUUGAUAUUUGCACGCCAGAAAUACGUAACCUAUAAUAUUGUGCGACUCUGCAGGGCGCGUAGCUCCCUGCAAUGGGUGGGUGUCCCGUGUGAGGAGCGCGGGGCACCCACCCCGGGAACUCCCCUGCUGAGGAUGUAGGUGGGUGAAACAUAAGCGUGGAUCCUGUGUAUUACGCAACAUAAGACACUCUCCUGCAAUUUGUGGACACAAUAUUGAACAUACAGUUUAUGGAGUGACUGACAGGCAUAUUCCUGCUGAAAGAGCCCUAUCAUUAUGUUCCUCUUCAGUGUCAUGAGGCAAACACCGCUAAUAUUACAUUAUUUGAAACCCGCUUUAGGUAAUAUAAGACUGUAUGUAUAUCAGCAUUAUUCAUUUUCAUGUUUGCAGUGUUCAGCAUGCAGAAUGUCAGCAGAGCUAGAGAGUGGCGGGAUGCGGGAGUGGUGAGGGGGGGAUAUCCGCCGCCAUCAGGGCGAAGUUGAUCGAAACAGGGACCUGCCGAGUGGUCCAAAUGUAAGCCUGUGUUUCCUUCCCGGCCUUGUGGAUCACCGCCACUGGUGGGGAAGAUGGAGCAUGCAUCGCCAUCCCUCCGUCUGUGGAAUCAAAAGCUUAGUGAAAUUCUAAAGCUAGCUGGAGAACUUCAGAAUGAAGACCAGAAGUUGGCUGCAGAAUCCUGGUACCUGGCAGUGCACCACAUCCAGUCCUUAUGGGGCAAGACUUCCCUCAGCACCACCAAGAAGGAUGUGUCGUCUCAGGUCGAGGAGGUCAAGCAGGAUGGACACAGAUCUGAGGCUGCCUCAAGUCUGGUUCUUGAUGGAAGAGUUUGGAAGAGGAGCACCACAUUACAGAUACAAACCUCAACACCAAAGGAAGAGGCAAUGAAGGAGGAAUGCUGUAUUGAAGAGCAGAAUUCAAAUAAGGUCAAGAGAGGCCGUCGUGAGGGUAAGAAGUCUUCCAAAUCUUCAGUGAAACAAGAAGCACAAGUUAAGCAGGAAAGCGAAUCGCAAGACAAAGCUCAGGAUGCUGGCAAGGUUCAGUCAGUCCACCUCAUGAUCUCAGCUGACCCUGUCCUGGUGCCGAGCAUGAAUCGAUUCAAGAAGGUGUUCAAGAAUGAGGACACAGGAAAAAUGGAAACCACUUACCAGUGUGAAAAGUGUCCUAAGCAAUGCCGCUCUGCCAUUGCUCUAUACAAACACUGGUCUUCUCACAGCAAGAGUUUAGAGUGUCCUAUCUGCCACCAGAUACUAUGCAACAGACAUGCUCUAAAUGCACACAAGAGGACCCACACUGGGGAGCGGCCGUUUGAGUGUACCAAGUGUUCCUCAAGGUUUACGACUCGAGGCAACCUUGCUCGCCACAUAGCCAGCCAUGAGGGGAAGAAGCCGUGGCAGUGUGCUCUGUGUGGCAAGCGAUUCACUGAGAAAAAGUCUCUUAAGGUGCACAUGCGAACACACACUGGUGAAAAACCCUAUGCGUGCUCUGUCUGCCCCAAGAAAUUCUCUCAGUCUGGCAUCCUCCAGGCACACAUGCUCAUCCAUACCAACCAGUAUGCACACUUGUGUGACAUAUGUGGCCGCUCUUUCCGCCAGCGUUCUCAGUUGGCAACUCACCACCUGCGCCACCAAGGAGUGCGCCCCUUCUCCUGCCCUAACUGUGACCGAAACUUCACCACCAAGGGUGACAUGGAGAGGCACCUGAGGACACACACAGGAGAGCGGCCAUUCAGUUGUGAUGUGUGUGGUGCCUCAUUUGCCCGCCCUCAGACCUUACAAGAACACAGGAACCGCCACUUCAACUUCAAGCCUUACAUGUGCAAGAUCUGUAGCAAAAGGUUCCAUGAGAUGGCUGCCUGCACUCGUCACAUCAAAGGUUUGCACUCCAGGGAGAAAGGAAACGCCCCAGCCUCUGCCAGUGUUCUCCGUCUGACUAACCCUGAACACCAGCAAGGAACAAAUGAAGAAGAGAAGCAGAGUAUUCUCAUUACUCAUCUUGAUGUAACCAAUCCUGAGACAAAGGAAGAAGACAUCCCACCUGCAACUCCACAGGAAGAUGUUGAGGGAAAUGAAGAGGAGGAGGAAGAGGAAGAAGAGGAGAUGGAAGGUGUAGCUGAGGAAGAUGGAGAGGAAGUGAAGCAUCACAUCUUUGUCAUGCACACCACAGAGCCGGAGGAAACACAGCUCAUUACCAUCGGAGAGCCUACUGGCAGUGAUGAAGAAGUCCCAAGGUCCACCGAGGUGUCAUGUGAUGACUGUGUCACACUCAUGUCUUCUAUGGACUUCCUGAGAAGCCAUGCCAGACACUGCACAGCUGUAUCGUGUGAGAACUGCCGCACUCUCAUAUCUUCAGUGGAGAUGGUGCGGGGACACAUGCGACUCUGUGAUAAUCACCAAGGUUUGCCUAUGGCAGAGUGGCUUAUGGAAGAUGAUGCCAUGAGCCAGGACAGUAACGGCAGCAGUGACAGAAACAGUGUUGACGGUGAAGAGGCUGAAGGCAGUGGUGAUGCUGCUGCUGGAGGCAAUGGAGAGGAUGAAGUGGUGACAUCAGAUCUGGAUCACCAAACUGUUACCAUCAGUGAGGAUGUCACCAUUACCUCACUUCCCCUCACCCAGCUGCCUCCCAUACACCUACAGCUAGAAAGUGACUACAUGGUGGUGUUGCGGGAGCCAGCCAGCAAUGGACAGACUGCAGAUAGGACACUUCCCCCACAGCAGGUAGAGGAACAUUCAUUAACAGAGGCAGAGGAAGAGAAUUCACAGCCAAGACUUGCAUUGGUCUCAUCACUGCUCAAUGAGUAAGGAUCACAUCAAGGUCAGGCAAGAGAAACUACUAUUGCACAAACUUGGGGGCCUUUAUUUUUUAACCCCAUUCUUGGAUCUCUGUUGAAUUGAAUUUAUAUUGUUUUGGAAAAAGUGACUAUAAAAUAUAUAUAAAAUAAAUUGGUGUUACUGGUUAUGAAAGACAAAUCAUGGGUUUUAAGAAUUCCUCAGUUUCAAACAUGAAUUAAAUUCAUUGAUGAUCAAUAAAGUGGUCGUUACAUUCCAUUUGAAAAA
Messenger RNA from Portunus trituberculatus (swimming crab), 4053 nucleotides. Its product is annotated as zinc finger protein 345-like. The transcript has 18 exons. Lineage: Eukaryota; Metazoa; Arthropoda; Malacostraca; Decapoda; Portunidae. Gene Ontology annotation, cellular component: nucleus. The coding region runs from base 1570 to 3798 and encodes 742 amino acids. The record is from RefSeq and is a predicted model, not a curated record.